AUGGCGACUGAAGCCCCACCAGCCGUUCCUUCGGCCGAGCUAGUCGCUCCCAGCGUUAAGCCUCAAGAGAUCUCGUUCACCUUGCCUAAAGCAUUGCAUACAACAGCACAUGUUCACUUGAACUUCUUGGACCAUUGUGCUAUGGUAUUCCUAGCUACCUCCUCGCCGGGUGAUUCGGGCGGCUCUAUCAAGCCCAUGGGGAGCUUCGUCUAUGCGAUGCCUGAUCGCACUUCAUCCAAGUCGACAAUAUCAACAACACUCUACACAUCACCAUCUAGCAUUGAAUACACAUCCCGCAUAGCCAAGAUAUUGGCCCGACGAUUUUCUGUCCCGGUCCAUGUUGGCUGCAGUAUUGACCCCCAUGGCAUGGGAUUGGAAGUCGCAGAGGAAAUGGAAGGGCUGACCAAGAUCAUCAACGUGAUCAUGGAGAAAUGGGAAGAGCACAAGCAGGAGAAGGCUGGAAGCGCUAAAUAA
This is a messenger RNA of Penicillium vulpinum, 474 nucleotides long. RefSeq names its product proteasome assembly chaperone 4 family protein. The coding region runs from base 1 to 474 and encodes 157 amino acids. NCBI's taxonomy places the organism in Eukaryota, Fungi, Ascomycota, Eurotiomycetes, Eurotiales, Aspergillaceae. Gene Ontology annotation, biological process: proteasome assembly. The record is from RefSeq and is a predicted model, not a curated record. The transcript is spliced from 2 exons.